Molecule: messenger RNA, 560 nt
Organism: Synchiropus splendidus (mandarinfish)
Lineage: Eukaryota; Metazoa; Chordata; Actinopteri; Syngnathiformes; Callionymidae
Gene: ucmaa
Product: upper zone of growth plate and cartilage matrix associated a
Exons: 5
Coding region: 42-437 (131 amino acids)
Biological process (GO): embryonic skeletal system development; regulation of osteoblast differentiation
Cellular component (GO): extracellular matrix
Source: RefSeq, a predicted model, not a curated record
UAGACGAGUUGGUGGUGGAUGUCUUUCUCCGCUCUCUCAAGAUGAGUCAAGUCUUCACCCUUUGUCUGGUCUCUGCCAUCCUCAUCCUCUCAUUUUCCAGUUUGGGGGAGAGCGCGGUUGUGAGAGGCGACUCUAAAUCUGACCAAACACAAGGAGUGGCUCAGGCGCUUUUCAUGAAAGGGCCUGAUGCGUCAAACUUCUUCAAACGUCGCAGUCGCCGCUCCCCAAAAUACUACGCUGAGCUCCAAGCCGAGCAGCAGGUGAAGCGGGCGCACAGCGAGCGGCUGAGGGAGUUCAACGAGGAACAACUGGAUGAGUACGAGAUUUUUGCCGAAGAGGAACGUGAUGAGCAAAACGAGAGAACCAGGGAGAGGAACGAACAGUACCGGGAGUUUCACUACGACGGCCUUCAACCUCGCUAUUACUGGUUCCACUGAGCAUGCUCAGGAGCGUCCAGGAACACGUGGCACCACCUGCCUGUCUAAAUACACGGCAUCAUUCCGCCACGCUCAUUUUCCUGGUAUAUACGCUCCAUUCCACUGACACAUCUUCAAGGUCGU